UCCUUUUCCCUCUCGCUCUCAUCCAACACUUCCCACACUGCUCCUACUCGGAUGGUAUCGCGCCGUCCCAACCUUCGCUCUCUCUCCCCCGCUACUCUCUCUUCUUCCAUCCUAUCAUCUCUUCCCUCUGCUCAAACCUUCUCCAACCUAUCUCCUGAUUCUGCCUCCUCAACCCUCCUCUCCUCCCUUUCUGCAUCCUUUGACUCUCUAUGUCCCCUAUCUUCCAGGCCGGCUCGGUCCUCCCCUCCCGCUCCGUGGCUCGACGACUCAUUGCGAGCUCACAGAACAGGGCUCCGGGCAGCCGAGCGGAAAUGGAGGAAAACUCGCCUCCCUGCGGACCUGGCAUCCUUUCGCUCCCUCCUCUCUACAUUUUCCUCCUCUGUCUCUGCUGCUAAAGCCACUUUCUACCACUCUAAAUUCCAAGCAUCUGCCUCUAACCCUAGGAAGCUCUUUGCCACCUUCUCCUCCCUCCUGAAUCCUCCUCCCCCUCCCCCCCUCCUCCCUCUCUGCAGAUGACUUCGUCAACCAUUUUGAAAAGAAGGUCGACGACAUCCGAUCCUCGUUUGCUAAGUAAAACGACACCGCUGGUUCUGCUCACACUGCCCUACCCUGUGCUCUGACCUCUUUCUCCCCUCUCUCUCCAGAUGAAAUCUCGUGUCUUGUGACGGCCGGCCGCCCAACAACCUGCCCGCUCGACCCUAUCCCCUCCUCUCUUCUCCAGACCAUUUCCGGAGACCUUCUCCCUUACCUCACCUCGCUCAUCAACUCAUCCCUGACCGCUGGCUACGUCCCUUCCGUCUUCAAGAGAGCGAGAGUUGCACCCCUUCUGAAAAAACCUACACUCGAUCCCUCCGAUGUCAACAACUACAGACCAGUAUCCCUUCUUUCUUUUCUCUCCAAAACUCUUGAACGUGCCGUCCUUGGCCAGCUCUCCCGCUAUCUCUCUCAGAAUGACCUUCUUGAUCCAAAUCAGUCAGGUUUCAAGACUAGUCAUUCAACUGAGACUGCUCUUCUCUGUAUCACGGAGGCGCUCCGCACUGCUAAAGCUAACUCUCUCUCCUCUGCUCUCAUCCUUCUAGACCUAUCGGCUGCCUUCGAUACUGUGAACCAUCAGAUCCUCCUCUCCACCCUCUCCGAGUUGGGCAUCUCCGGCGCGGCCCACGCUUGGAUUGCGUCCUACCUGACAGGUCGCUCCUACCAGGUGGCGUGGCGAGAAUCUGUCUCCUCACCACGCACUCUCACCACUGGUGUCCCCCAGGGCUCUGUUCUAGGCCCUCUCCUAUUCUCGCUAUACACCAAGUCACUUGGCUCUGUCAUAACCUCACAUGGUCUCUCCUAUCAUUGCUAUGCAGACGACACACAAUUAAUCUUCUCCUUUCCUCCUUCUGAUGACCAGGUGGUGAAUCGCAUCUCUGCAUGUCUGGCAGACAUAUCAGUGUGGAUGACGGAUCACCACCUCAAGCUGAACCUCGGCAAGACGGAGCUGCUCUUCCUCCCGGGGAAGGACUGCCCGUUCCAUGAUCUCGCCAUCACGGUUGACAACUCCAUUGUGUCCUCCUCCCAGAGCGCUAAGAACCUUGGCGUGAUCCUGGACAACACCCUGUCGUUCUCAACUAACAUCAAGGCGGUGGCCCGUUCCUGUAGGUUCAUGCUCUACAACAUCCGCAGAGUACGACCCUGCCUCACACAGGAAGCGGCGCAGGUCCUAAUCCAGGCACUUGUCAUCUCCCGUCUGGAUUACUGCAACUCGCUGUUGGCUGGGCUCCCUGCCUGUGCCAUUAAACCCCUACAACUCAUCCAGAACGCCGCAGCCCGUCUGGUGUUCAACCUUCCCAAGUUCUCUCACGUCACCCCGCUCCUCCGCUCUCUCCACUGGCUUCCAGUUGAAGCUCGCAUCCGCUACAAGACCAUGGUGCUUGCCUACGGAGCUGUGAGGGGAACGGCACCUCAGUCCCUCCAGGCUCUGAUCAGGCCCUACACCCAAACAAGGGCACUGCGUUCAUCCACCUCUGGCCUGCUCGCCUCCCUACCACUGAGGAAGUACAGUUCCCGCUCAGCCCAGUCAAAACUGUUCGCUGCUCUGGCUCCCCAAUGGUGGAACACACUCCCUCACGACGCCAGGACAGCGGAGUCAAUCACCACCUUCCGGAGACACCUGAAACCCCACCUCUUUAAGGAAUACCUAGGAUAGGAUAAAGUAAUCCUUCUCACCCCCCCCCCUUAAAAGAUUUAGAUGCACUAUUGUAAAGUGGCUGUUCCACUGGAUGUCAUAAGGUGAAUGCACCAAUUUGUAAGUUGCUCUGGAUAAGAGCGUCUG
Oncorhynchus keta (chum salmon) is the source of this 2317-nucleotide messenger RNA. RefSeq lists its product as uncharacterized. Bases 1442 to 2191 code for a protein of 249 amino acids. Lineage: Eukaryota; Metazoa; Chordata; Actinopteri; Salmoniformes; Salmonidae. The transcript has 2 exons. The record is from RefSeq and is a predicted model, not a curated record.